GGUUAAUCCAAAAUGGCGCCGCACUGGUUUCUUGUGGUUUACUAGUUAUUUCUUUAUUUUUGAUGAUAAAAAAGCAAUUAUCAUGUUUUAUUGCUGUAGAAUAAAUGUUGCUGUACCAGUCCGGUCGUUCUCGCUGUAUCUCCAAUCCAAUAAAACAGCAGGUUUACGAAAAUAUUCACGAUUGUAUUCCUCCUCAGGACUCACUGGCUCAGGCAAGCAUGGGAAUGCUGUCAGCCGCUUGUGGAGCCUCACUCAGAGAGCUGCGCGACAGUCAACCAUGCGAACACCUUCAAAACGCUCCGGAGGAACUCUGAAAAUCCUUCUGGCACCGGCAGUGCUUACGGUAUCCGGGCGACUAUUUUGCCACGUGGCUUACUGUGAGGCAGAUGUAAACAACAACAUCCCGUUAGAGACUGCACGCAAACAACCAGAGUUUAAAUGGCACAUCUUAUGGGAGUUUGUGAAGCCACAGCUGUUAGCGCUCACUUGUGCUGUACUGCUUGCUUUUGGUGCAGCGAUUUUAAACAUUCAAAUACCGCUGCUGCUGGGAGAUCUGGUGAAUGUUGUGGCACGCUACCUGAGGGAGCAAACCGGAAAUUAUGUCCGUGAGAUACAAGGCCCUGCUUUCAAAUUGAUAGGACUGUACGGCAUCCAAGGCUUGUUGACAAGUGGCUACAUUAUCCUGCUAUCAAGGGUGGGAGAAAGAGUGGCGGCGGACAUGAGGAAAACCCUUUUUGCAUCCUUACUGAGGCAAGACGUGGCUUUUUUUGACGCUACCAAAACUGGACAGCUGGUGAACCGUUUGACUGCCGAUGUUCAGGAGUUCAAGUCAUCCUUUAAAUUGGUCAUCUCUCAGGGUUUGCGGAGCAUCACACAGACAGUGGGCUGCUUUGUCUCGCUUUACAUUAUCUCCCCAAAACUCACAGGCUUGACGGUGGUGGUCCUUCCCUGUUUAGUGGGAGCAGGGGCUAUUAUCGGCUCUUUCCUUCGCAGACUUUCCCGUUUGGCCCAAGAACAGGUGGGCAAGGCAACAGCUGUGGCGGAUGAGGCUCUGGGAAAUGUACGAACAGUGAAAGCCUUCGCCAUGGAAGAACGGGAGCUACAGUUAUAUGCUUACGAAGUUGACAAGUCUUGUGAAAUGAAUGAAAAUCUCGGGAAUGGAAUAGCAGUAUUCCAGGGACUUUCAAACAUCGCCCUGAACUGCAUUGUUCUUGGAACUAUUUUCGCAGGAGGUACUUUGAUUUCCAGCAAUGAAAUGUCUCCUGGGGAACUCAUGUCUUUCUUGGUGGCAUCCCAGACAGUCCAGAGGUCUUUAGCCAGCAUCUCUAUCCUCUUUGGACAAAUGGUGAGAGGAAUAAGCGCCGGCGCUCGUGUCUUUGAAUAUUUGGCAUUGAAGCCCUCAAUUCCUCUUUCUGGGGGGGGACGCAUCCCGUAUCAUUCCUUGACAGGAAGAGUGGAUUUUCUCAACGUUUCAUUCAGCUAUCCAACAAGACUUGGCCAUCAGGUCUUGGAGAAGUUCAACCUAACUUUGCCGCCAUGCAAAACUAUUGCAAUUGUUGGUGAAUCUGGAGGAGGAAAGUCUACAGUAGCGUCCUUAUUGGAGCGUUUCUAUGACCCAACCAGCGGCGUAGUCAUGUUGGACGGACUCGACAUUCGAACUCUUGACCUGUGCUGGCUAAGGGGACAAGUUAUUGGAUUCAUCAAUCAAGAGCCGGUGUUGUUCGGAGCUUCCAUCAUUGAAAACAUCCGCUUUGGGAAGCCCGAGGCCACCGAUGCGGAGGUCUUUGAGGCCGCCAAACAAGCCAACGCCCAUGGAUUUAUUACAAGUUUUCCAGAAGGCUACAACACUGUCUUGGGCGAGCGAGGCGUAACUUUGUCUGGUGGCCAGAAGCAGCGUGUCGCCAUCGCCAGGGCCCUCAUCAAGAACCCGAGUAUCCUGGUGUUAGAUGAAGCCACCAGCGCUUUGGACGCGGAGUCAGAGCGUGUGGUGCAGGAAGCUCUGGACCGGGCCACCAGGGGGCGCACCGUGCUCAUCAUCGCCCACCGCCUGAGCACCAUCCAGGGGGCGGACCUUAUUUGUGUGAUGAGCAAUGGAUGCAUUGUAGAAGCUGGAACUCACUUGCAACUCUUGGGCAAAGGCGGAUUUUAUUCCGACCUGAUCCGAAGACAAAGAGCUGCCGAGGACCAGAAAUGAACUAUUUACUGUAGCGCAGGGGUGUCAAACGUACGGCCCGAGGGCCGGAUCAGGUCCGCUGGAUGAGUUUGCUAAGUAUAAAAAUUAACCUGAAAUUUUUGAAUGUAAGAAAACAGCUGUUCUAAAUGUGUCCACUGAAUGUCCCAAUCGAUAUAUUAUUUGUAUCUUUGUAGAUGAUGCUACAUAUAAGGGGUGUGGGAAAAAAUCGAUUUGAAUACGUUGUGCGAUUCAGAAUCGAUUCUCAUUUAAAAAAAAAUCGAUUUAAAAAAUUUUUUUUUUUUUUUUUUUUUAAUCAAUCCAACAAACCACUACACAGCAAUACUAUAACAAUGCAAUCCAAUUCCAAAACCCAACCUGACCUAGCAACACUCAGAACUGCAAUAAACAGAGCAAUUGAGAGGAGACACAAACACGACACAGAACAAACCAAAAGUAGUGAAACAAAAAUGAAUAUUAUCAACAACAGUAUCAAUAUUCGUUAUAAUUUCAGCAUAGCAGUGAUUAAAAAUCCCUCAUUUAAAUUAUCAUUGGAUACUUAGAAAAAAUAAAUAAAACAACAACAAUAGUGUCACAGUGGCUUACACUUGCAUCGCAUCUCAUAAGCUUGACAACACAGUGUGUCCAAUGUUUUCACAAAGAUAAAAUAAGUCAUAUUUUUGGUUCGUUUUAUAGUUAAAACUAAUUUACAUUAUUGCAAUAAGUUGAUAAAACAUUGUCCUUUAUAAUUUUAAAAGCUUAAAAAAAAAAAAUCUACUAUUCUGCUAGCAUGUCAGCAGACUGGGGUAGAUCCUGCUGAAAUCCUAUGUAUUGAAUGAAUACAGAAUCGUUUUGAAUCGAAAAAAUAUCGUUUUUGAAUCGAGAAUCGCGUUGAAUCGAAAAAAAAAUCGAUAUAUUAUCGAAUCGCGACCCCAAGAAUCGAUAUUGAAUCGAAUUGUGGGACAAACCUUAGAUUCGCAGCCCUACUACAUAUGUACAAAAAAACACAUCAGUCAAGGAAAAUGAGCAAACUACAUAAAAAAACAUCCUGGGAUGGAUAGAAAAUUAACACCAAUGAGUUGACUGAUGAGCAUUAUCACAUAAUUUAGUCAGAAAAUAUAAAUAAUGACAAAUAAAGAUAGAAUACUAUUAAAUGCAACAUUUAAGUGUAAAAAAACAACAUUAUGAUUUGUACAAUUUCAUAAUGUGUUUGUUCCAUUUUUAAACCAAGAAAACAAUCUGAAGUUGUCUUUAUUUUUAAGUUAAUGUGCCGUGAUUCUACCAGUCCGGCCCACUUGGUAGUAAAUUGUUCUCCAUGUGGCCCCCGAUCCAAAAUGAGUUUGACACCCCUGCUGUAGCAUUUAUGUUUACACCAAUACAGAACAUUAUGUUUUUAAUUUAAGUGGACCAACUGGACAUGCCAGUCAAUAAAAAAGACAUUACUGUGACAUCAUUACGUUAGUUAACCUUUAUCCAAAGCUAAAUUAUAAUAGAAUAAAAAAUUAACAAUGUUUCAAUGA
Molecule: messenger RNA, 3690 nt
Organism: Nerophis ophidion (straightnose pipefish)
Lineage: Eukaryota; Metazoa; Chordata; Actinopteri; Syngnathiformes; Syngnathidae
Gene: abcb8
Product: ATP-binding cassette, sub-family B (MDR/TAP), member 8
Exons: 16
Coding region: 83-2194 (703 amino acids)
Biological process (GO): transmembrane transport
Cellular component (GO): membrane
Molecular function (GO): ATP binding; ABC-type oligopeptide transporter activity; ATP hydrolysis activity
Source: RefSeq, a predicted model, not a curated record